Oryza sativa Japonica Group (Japanese rice) is the source of this 1352-nucleotide messenger RNA. The record is from RefSeq and is a predicted model, not a curated record. Lineage: Eukaryota; Viridiplantae; Streptophyta; Magnoliopsida; Poales; Poaceae.
AUGUAUUCAUGGACCACAACACAGCAGUACAGCACGGCGACGGGAGGAGGCGUGCGGCGGCGUGACGUGCGGCGGCCGGCGGGGGCUGCGUGCAGCGUGCGGCGGCCGGCGGCGGGAGCCGUGGCGGCGUGCGGCGCGGCCGUGGCGUGCAGCAGCGUGCGGCGCGGCCGCGGCGUGCAACGGCGCGGGCGCGGCGCCGGCGCGGCGGCGGCGACGGCGACCGGUGAGGCGGUGAGCCGCCAAGGCCAAGGCGCCAAGCCCGUGACCGGCAGGCGCACCGUGACCGACGGGCGACGGCGUGCCGCGUGCGGCAGCCGGCGCGGCAGCCUGCAGGGGCCCAGGAGGCAGCCAGGCAGGAGGCUGCUCCAGGCCGUCAGCCGAGCAGGAGCAGGCGCUGCACAGCUGCAGCCUGCAGGUCGGCGUCCGCCGUUCCACGCUGAGGCCCGAGGCAGCCGGCGGCUGCGCGCUGCCGCUGCGGCCGUGCGGCAUCCUGCUCGCCGGCGACUGCCUGACCUGCAAAUUCCGGACAAGCACAUUAGCACACUAAGGACAAGGACAUCAUCAAUUAUUUCCAAAAUAUCAAGCGUCGAAAAGUUAAUAUCUAAAUUGACAAUCACAUUAAUGGAUCGUACGUACUGGAUGCAGCUCAUCUGACGUAAGAGGGAUGUGAGUCAUUCACAGGCGAGGCUCACUCUCAUAGACCCACAUGUCAGUGACACACGUCUCUUUAAUGUCGGAUAUCCUGUUAGGAGGCGAACCGGAACUAAAGAUGAUGGUGUGAUCCCUUCGUCCCGUUGAAGUAAUAAACCGGGACUAAUAAGCCACUUUAGUCCCGGUUCGUUUUGAAACCGGGACUAUUGUGGAAAUCGGCCAACCCUUCAAAGACCUCUUCUCCAGUAGUGGAUGAGUCUUACUCAUCUCUUAAACUUGUAUGCUAAUUAUGGCAGUAUUGAGAAAGCUCUUUCUUAAAGGAGUUCAGUUUGUACCUUUAAUCAAGUGCAUAUGGUAGUGUCAUUUUUCAUAAAGAAAAAAAGAGAGAGAGAACUUUACGUUCCAAAGUCCUUGAUUAGUUCACUGCUAUAGGGGUUGAACUGAAUAUGGUUACAUAUCUGUUUGUACGAAUAUGAUCAUAGACACAUGUAAGCCGUCUAUGAUACACAAAAUGGUAUGUGGUUCACAAAACAUGUACAGCAGAAUUACCAAACGUAAUAAUGUCUUGUGAUAGACGGUCGCUAGCUGCAAAAUCACUUUAGGACUAGGUGGAACAUCUGAACAAGCUACCUUUUGAUGUGAGCUAGCACCCUAAACUAUUGAACUAGAUAUUUAACACCUUAAUUUUUUCCUUCCUUCAA